AGUAGUUACUAGUAAUAGUAUGUUAUGGAUUUGAUAAAUCGCUUGUGUGCAGGGUAAGAACUUGAACCGCUGAAACCUCGCGUCACUUUCACUCACCACCCAGUCGCAGUCUUUCAUCGCAAACUCCAAUCCUACCUGAUAUAAAAAAGUUUUAGAGGUUUAUUAUAUCCAUGGAAGAAGUAGAAAAGAGGUAUAUAUCCACAGUUGUUGGCGAAACCGUAGACGAGUCUGUGGAAUAUGGUGGUCAGAUAGUUGAGCAUUUGAGUGGAGAAGCUGAGAUUGAGAAUGCCGCCGCAGUUAAGUUGGAUAGAGUGGUUUCGGAAAGGGAAGCGAGGUAUCAAUCAAUAGUUGGCACUGACUCUUGCGCUAUGGAUGCUGCUGCUGAGGCAGCAGGUCACCCGUCGACAUCACUAUUUGCUGACAUUUUGGAAACAAUUGAUUCAAUAUUGAACAUGCCGUUUGUGAAUGAUGGUAAAGUUGACCGCAAUUCCAGUAUUGUUGAUAUUGAGGAAACGUCGAAUUUUGGGAAUGAUAAAUUUGAUGCCAACUCUAAUAUUGUUGUUGAUAUUAUGGAAACGAUAGAUUCGAUAUUGAAUAUGCCAAUUGGGAAUGAUAAAGUUGAUGGCAAAACCAAUAUUGUACAUGAAGUUGUCUGUGGGACUGAAGUUGAAAAGUGCAAUGCAACGGAGCAAGUAAUAGCUGACAAGGAUGUGAGUGGUGUUUCUGCUUUGAAUGCCGAACAAUCUGAUGUAUAUGAGGGGAUGGAAAUAUAUGUUGAAGAUCAACAAGAAACAGAAAGAAGUCGAACAAUGAACCAAACUGUUGAGGUUAAUGGAUUGCUGGUAUCUAUUGAGGGCGAGGAAAAUUUUGAUGCUAAUGCAAUUGCAGAAGAAGGCACUCAAAUUACUGACCAAGGGAGCUACAUGCUGUUGCGUGAUGGAAAGGAAAAACUCAGCGAGGAGUCAAAUAUGAGGCAAAAGGUUGAAGAGCAAGAAUGCGUUGACAAGGACAAUUCAUUUUUUGUUGACGAGGAACAAGAUUUGUGUGAGGUUAUUGAGUAUGCAACUCCUGUGGUUAAUACAGACGAUCAAGCUGGGCCUAGAAAUUUAAAUAAUCAAAGCAGCACCCAUCAAAAGCGUAAAUCUAAUUUCAAGGAUACUAUGCAUUCAGUAAAGAAGGAAAAAAGGAUGUUAGACCCAUUGAAUGGGUCUCUGGAUUCUCCAGACGGUGAUUGUUGGACUCCAGAUCAUCUGGUUUCACCUGAACAUUCCAAGAAAAGGAGCGCCUUCGAUCACUUUGAUGAUGACUUCAAAAUGCAAACUGGGAACAAAACAAUUUCUGUUGCAGAAGUUUCAAAUACCACAAAUUCGUCGUAUAAAAUUGGUGACUGUAUUCAUAGGGCUGAUAGUCAACUCACUCCGAAGACAGAUGUAGACGUUCGUAUUUUUCCUGAGAAUGGAUUGGAUGUUUCUCCCACAACUGUUGAGUAUGAUGAGAACACAACAGAAUAUUCGUCUCAAGUUGAUAUGCUAUCUCCACUUCAGUGUGUGGCACAAAAACCCCUUGGAGAAUAUACUUUUCUGAAUGGCAUAGUCAGCUUCUUCUCUGAUUUCAAGAAUUCUGUAAUUGUGAGUGCUGAUUGGAAAGAGAUUUCACGUACGGAUGAACUUGACACCAUGACAAAGAAGAAACUACCCAUAGCUGGAACUGGAUUUAUGAGUGACUUGCAUUGGACAGACUGGGUCAUUGAGAAUGGCAAUGAAGAGAAACCAGUGCAACAACCAUUGCUGAAAAACCAGAAAAAGGACGAACAGCUUGUCGCUGCUAAGUCACCAAAGCCAGCCCAAGUUAAUCGUGGGCCCUCCUCUGAAAAAAAUUCUAAAAGCAAUCAUGCCGAGACUCCUAACAAACCUCAUGGUUAUAUAGACGAGAAGGCUCCUGCUGAGCUUGUUAUGAACUUCACCGAGUUCAAAUCUGUUCCCUCAGAAACAAACCUUAACAAAAUGUUUAGGCGUUUUGGACGACUAAAUGAAUCUGAAACAGAAGUUGACAGAGUAAGCAGCCGUGCAAGAGUGGUCUUUAAGAAGCGUGUAGAUGCAGAGGUAGCUCUCGGUAGUGCUAAGAAGUUCAAAAUAUUUGGCUCAGUACUCGUAAAUUACCAGCUUAAUUACACUCCAAGUGCGUUCAAAGUUUUUAGAAAAAGAUAAUUAUUAAAAAUCCAAUUAUCAUGGGAAGGCUGCUUUAAAAUGGCCUUUUUUGCAAAUUACUUUGGUAAGGCUUAGAUUUCAUAUUCUGUUCUGUAUUUGAUCAAAUGAGAAAAUUGGUUACAGUUCUCAACAAAAUGAGUAUUUACACUAACAUA
This is a messenger RNA of Medicago truncatula (barrel medic), 2362 nucleotides long. RefSeq lists its product as uncharacterized. The record is from RefSeq and is a predicted model, not a curated record. The transcript is spliced from 3 exons. The coding region runs from base 171 to 2207 and encodes 678 amino acids. Lineage: Eukaryota; Viridiplantae; Streptophyta; Magnoliopsida; Fabales; Fabaceae.